AUGGCAUCCAUUCUGAAGAGUGAGGCCGCCUUCAGGGCGAAAGCUGAGGAGUGCGGCUUGUCACAGGAGGUGAUCGCUGAGUUUUUCGCAGCUGGAAUAAAGACGAUUUCUCUGAUGGGGUUUGCAGUGACGGCUCCGGGCACUCAGCCGAGUGAGGACGAGCUCAGAAAGCUUGUGGAUCGUUCCGACCCGGGUGCAGUUCCUGUAGGUGCGCUAUCAGCGGUCAGACGAUUGAUGUUCGAGUGUCAGACGCUGUGCAUUGCUCACGUGAAAGCUUCUGUCGAUGGAGAUGAGAGAAAGUGCGAGUUGGUGCCAGCAGAACGGACAGCCAGGAUUGCUGCGCAGAAGAAUAGGCUGCAAGGGCUCUCUCUGACAGGUCCCUUGGAGUGUUCCUUCGCAAGCUAUGGUUAUGUGGCCAGCAUGGUGGAACAAGACACUCCUUUGUACCUGGAGCCUCAUCGCUUUGACACCAGGGCUGCAGAGGUCUCGCGAGAGAAGCCAGGGAAAGAGAUCGUGCUCGAUGCAAACAAGAUUGCAGUUAGGGACCAGUCUCAAAAGCACAAGUGCGCCAUUCAGGAUCCCCUCAGUCUGUCGCAGGCCCUGCAGAGACGUUCUUUGGCUUGUGAUCUGAUGUCGGUGUGCACUUACAGCAAGAUGCAAUCGUGGCACGGUUUCCUGAUUGAACGGAUGCAGCAACCUGCACCUCCCGGCUUCCGCCGGCCUGGGAUUGAGCAGGUCUUGCGCGCUGACAGAGCGGCUUGGAUUCGCAUGGCGGAGUCUGUCCAUAGCUUGAAACGUGAUGCCUCAGGAGAACUCCCGCUGGACAAAGCUCUUGAUGGAUUGGUCUCUGAUCCCAUUGUUCUGUUCAACCUCCUUCCGUUGCCUUGUGAGCCUGCGCCAAAAGCCGAUGAGAAGCGAGCUGAUGAGCGACCCGACAAGGGUACUGGGCGAGGCCGUGGGGGGAAGGGGGAGAAAGGGGGCAGAGGAGAAAAGCGGAAGCUCGACAGCGACAAGAAUGCAAGGCCUGACGGGGCUUUGCCGCGUGAACUGCAGGGCAUCACUGGAUUGAACAUGACCACCGAGGCUGGACUGCAAGGAGUGACUGUCAACGGGGAGGGGCCCGGGCCAGUCGAGCUCCUCCCCUGUGUUGGCCGCGAGCAAGCGGCCCCGGAUGCCCCAACCUUAGAUAAUGCACGUCCUGUUGAAAUCAUGGACUCAGUUUUGCCUUUCGACGUGGAGCCUUCGACUUUUUCUGAUGCUUGGCCGAUGGCUGAAACCUUGGCUUCCAACAUUCUUGCUUCUCGUGACGUUCCCACCCGGGAUGACAUUGCUUCACUUUUCGACCUGCUGCCCCACAAAGCCCCGCCGCGGGGAAUGCCUGAGAAAGGAGCUGCUUUCACUUGUGGCGCGUUCGCUCAAGGCCCGCUGUUCGGGCUUCAUGUUGGCAGCCGGAAAUACCCCAAGGUUUGUAGACUCCUUGCUUCCUUUGUGCGCUCACUCGAACCGGGCUUCAUCUUCACAACAAUCAGCCUCUUCUUGAACGUGCGAACGCAUGUGCAUGUUGAUUCACGCAACGAUCAUAGGCCAAACCUUGUUGCAGGCAUCUCUGAUUUCACUGGAGGUGAAAUCGUUGUCGAGAGUCCAGGUGGUGCGGCCAGCUUCUCAGGUGGUGACUCCGUCGGCGGCGCUCGCAAGUUGCCAGUGUCGGGCACUCAUGUUACCUUUGAAGCGUACAAGUUGAAGCAUGAGACUGCGCCUUGGGUUGGAAACCGAUUGGUCUUGGUGGCGUUCUCCGUGCCUGGUGUGACGCGUCUUUGCAAAGGAGAUGUUGCCGUUCUGGAAGACCAAGGUUUUCAGCUGCCUGAGCAUGAUGAGACGUCGACCAACCGGCCUCCUACCUUGCUGGUUGUUGCUUGGUGUCACGAGCAAGGCAUGCUGGUCAGUGUGGAAAACGCCGCGUCCAGCCCGGUGUGGUCUGGACCCGUGUUGAAGGCUUGCCAGAGCCUAGGUUUCCAUAAAACCACUCUGCACCAGUGCAUGUUCGGAAGUUCACAUCGCAAGCAUUCUGUUCUUUAUCACAAUUUUCCACAGGUCCGCCGACUAUGCCUUUUAUGUGACGACCAACACUCCCAUGCGCCUUGGGAUCACUGCCCUGACGGCCCUGUCUCGGCAUACCCGAGUGGCUUGUGCAAAGGUUUAGCGCUGUCCUUCGCAGAUUGCUUCGCUGCCUUUGGUUGUGUGCAACACGUGGUUCGGCUGUCUGCACGCUCAGCCGAACUAGACGACAUUACCCUCAGCCGUGCAGCUCAGGUCGCCUCCGGCAAGCAGCCGAAGGGCAAACGGAUCCCUCCACUGGUUCCGUCGAGACGAGGUGUUGUCACUUUGCGAGGUCCGGGUGUCAGCAUGCCUCCCACUGGUGUGCUGGACUCGUACUUUACUUUGCCUGCCGACCUCCAAUCCAACCCUGCCAUGCCCGGCCUGCCAGCUGGCAGCAAGUGCCUUCGCUCAGUUCUUCUUGGGGGUGGGUCUGAGCUCGUUCGAGAGAUGGUCUUUUCCGUUCCUAAGACACCUGAAGAAUUUGUGUUGCAGGCGUGCCAAGCCCGCCACCCGCGUCACAUGUUGUCCGGCAUCCCACCAGAACUGCAUUCGACUGUGCAGACUUGUGCGUCGCAAAGCUAUGCGUCCGUCGCUCGUCGUCGCACAGAGGUGCUUCGAAAGUGGACCCUCCGGGCGCAAGAGUUGCAAGGAUCCCCUGACCCAGACCCGCCUGUAGGGCAUUGUGCUCAAAUCCUUCAAGGCAAGGACCUUCGCCUCUUCGACGAGAUGCUCAACGCUGCGGGUCACAAGGACGGCGACCUUGCCGCUCAUGUACGCCGUGGUUUUGAUUUGAUGGGGCCCUUGCCCGUGUCCAAUGUCAUGCCACGCAAGAACACCUUCGCCACUCUCACCCCUGCCGAGGUCCGUGAGUCUUCCGCUGAAGUUGGCAAGGCCAUCUGGAACUCCUGCAAGGCUACUCCCGUUGAUGAAAUUGCCCAUGAGGUUCAUCGCUUGACCCUUGAGGAGGCCCAAAAGGGAUGGUUGCAAGGUCCACUGCAGGAGCCUCCCCCAGCUGGCUCCGUCCUGACCCGACGUUUCGGGGUCAAGCAGACCAGCACUAAGGCUGAUGGCACGGUGGUCGAUCGAGUCCGUCCCAUCGACGACUAUACAGAAAGUCAGGUGAACCUGACCAACUCUAGUGAAGAGAGCAUCGACCCGCACAGCAUCGACGUCAUCGCUUCCGGCAUUUGUGCCCGCAUCCUCGCUCGUCCUGCUGCCUCGAGCCCUGAGGACUUGUUUGCUCGAACAAUAGACCUUAGGAAGGCUUACAAACAACUUCCCAUUUCUGCCGCUUCACUCCCUGAUGCUUACCUCUGCGUAUAUGACCCCGUUCGCAAGGCUCCUGCAGUUUAUCGCACUCUCGUGUUGCCCUUCGGGGCCAGAGCCGCGGUACAAGGCUUUUGCCGAUGUUCCUAUGCGAUCUGGCUCAUAGGAGUUGUGCUUUUUCUCAUGCACUGGACCUGCUUCUUUGACGAUUUCUUCCUUGUGUCGGGCCGCGACGAAUCGGAGCACCUUCAUUGGGUGCAGCACUCUCUGUUUACCCUCCUUGGUUGGGAAACCUCGUCAGACAAGGAUGCAGGUUUCAGUUGCCUGGCUCGGGUUCUAGGCGUGGUAGUCUCCUUUAGUGACAUAAAGGCUGGUCUUCUGUCGGUAAGCAACACCGAACAUCGCAAGAAGGACGUUGCCGCACUGAUCGACAAGAUGGUCAACACAGGAUUGGCCAGCGCGCAUGAAGUGGCCGUGCUGCGUGGUCGUUUGAUGUUCGCCGACAAUCAAGUCUUUGGUCGGCGGUCUAAGCAGUGUUUCCUCACUCUCACUCGUGCCAGUGCUCGAAAGAAACAGGUUGCUGUGAAAGGCGAUCUCCUUCAUGCUUUGCUGUUUCUUCGUGACAGAGUCCUCCUGGGAGAGCCUCGACGCAUAGAGGCGAAAGUAAGGAAGAAGCUGUGCAUUUUCACAGAUGCCUCUCACGAGGCCGAAGGAGGCGGACUCGGAGGCAUCAUGUACGAUUCUGCUGGUCAGAUCUUGGAGUGGUUCUCUGAGUGGUUGUCAGGCGAGGACCUUGUUCCGUUCGGAAGCCAAGACAAGGAAGGAAUCAUAUACGAGUUGGAGCUUUUUGCCGCCAUUCGUGGUGCUGAACACCUUCUCAGGAAUACUCGGCACCACGAUGUGGUUCUCUUCUGCGACAAUGAAGCUGCUCUUGCGUGCCUAAUCGGCGGGCGCGCCGAUGGUGAAGUGGCUGCUGCACUUCUUUCCAAGCUCAUAGAACUGGAAGAGUCCCAUGACAUAUGCUUCUGGUUCGAAUGGGUUGCCAGUCAGUGCAACCCCGCCGAUGCUCCUUCCAGGAGAGACGUGCGCAACCUCCCAAGUGCAGCCAGAACUCGACUCCGCUCACUCAAGCCUUGA
This is a messenger RNA of Symbiodinium natans, 4500 nucleotides long. Lineage: Eukaryota; Dinophyceae; Suessiales; Symbiodiniaceae. The record is from the annotation of a GenBank genome assembly.